AUGGAAUUUUCAUUGUACAAGCGAAGGUCUGUGUGGUCACACACUUAUGUGAUUCCAACGUAUUUCUAUCCAGUGGCGUUCUGGGCAGGGACACAAUUUACGUUUGGAGAAGCAGGCACAAAUGGGUGUGCAAUUUGUGUGUUUUUAUUGGCUUUAAUCCAAGGAUUCUUAUUUCUUUCCUCAUUCUGGGGGAGUAAAGUGUACGAGAUUUCAAAGUUAAUGAAAGUUGCAAAUGCAGAAGAUGCUGAGAUGAUCAAAAUAUCAAAAAAACAAGUGAUGAACAGCAAGUCAAAGGUCGGAUUUGCACCAGUACUUUCAAAGGUUGUGGUGAUUAAGGACAAGAAAGAGAGAGUUAAGUGGUUUGAGUUUGAUAAUGAUGUUUUCUACUUUAAUGGGAGUGCGAUUAAGAAGUUAGAGAUAAAAACAGACUUCUCUCUUGAGAGGUACUUGGCCAAAAAAGUUGGUGUAUCAGACAUGCUUACGGAGACAGAGAGAAUUAUCUGCCCAAAGAAUGAGUUUAAGAUUGAACCGCCCACAUUCAUAAGGAUGUUUGCAGAGCAUGCGGUGAGCCCAUUCUUUGUGUUUCAGAUAUUCUGUGCACUUCUUUGGAUGCUUGAUGAGUACUGGAAAUAUUCUCUCUUUACGUUCUUUACAAUAAUUGCAUUUGAAGGGGGAAUGGUCUUCCAGAGACACACAAACAUUAAACAGCUUAGAAGUUUGAAUCUUAAGCCACAGAAAAUACUGCGGGUAGCUAAUGAGAAGAAGGAGGAAGUUCUUAGCUCGGAUUUAGUGCCUGGUGACAGGGUUAUCAUAGAGGGAGCCAUACAGCUGCCAGCAGAUGUCCUAAUUAUAAAGGGGUCUGCAGUGGUGAAUGAGUCUAUGCUUUCUGGCGAGGCCACUCCAGUGCACAAAGAGGCCAUUCUUAAGGAGGAUAUAAAUCUUUCCCUAUCCCACCACAAGAAGAACAUUCUUUAUGGGGGAACAAAAAUACUGAAAGUAGAUGAAAAGGGCAUUGAGUGCAUUGUGAUUAGAACUGGGUUUAUGUCAGAGCAGGGAGAGCUAAUUAAAUCCAUGAUAGCAUCAGAAGACACAGUAAGUGAGAACAACUAUGAAGCGUACUUGUUUAUUCUGGCUAUGCUGGUAUUUGCAGUGAUUUCUUGUGUAUAUGUAGUGCGUGAGAGUCUAUCCAUGGGGAAGACAUUGUACAAAAUUGUUCUGGAGUGCAUUAUGAUAUUGACAAAUGUAGUUCCUCCUGAGCUUCCCAUGGAGCUUACAAUUGCGGUGAACUCAUCUCUGCAGGAGCUAGUGGGCCUGGGUGUUUACUGCCUAGAGCCAUUUAGAAUUCCCUUUGCAGGGAGAAUAACCGUCUGCUGCUUUGAUAAGACAGGAACACUGACCGAGCUGAACCUUCAGCUGGAGAAAGUGGAGGCAAGUAACAAGGCUAUGGCACACACAAUUAUUGGAACGUGCCACUCCCUGGUGCUUUUGAAUGGAAAGGUUGAGGGUGAUCCACUGGAUACGUGUGGUUUUGAGUAUGUAAAGGGCUCUCUUCUCACAGACACUCAGAUAUCCAUUGAUAGCAAAGAGUACACGGUGAUUAAGAAGUUCUCAUUUGACAGUGCUCUUAAAAGGGCAACCUCCAUCAUACAGGCAGAUGGAUCUUUCUUUACUGUUAUGAAAGGUGCCCCAGAGACUGUGCAAGAGUUCUUAGAGAAGGUUCCAGAGAACUACAGUAGGUUUGAAGAGUUCGCAGAAAAGGGGUACAGAGUGAUUUCUCUGGCAACAAAAAGACUCGGCACGCUUUCUAAGCAGCGGCUAAGUACACUCGAUAGGAGUGAAAUAGAAAGCGGCAUGGAGUUCAUCGGAUUUGCAUUCUACAACUCAAAGCUAAAGGACAAUGCAAAGGAGACCAUUUCACACUUAAAGGAGAGUGGGCAUAAGAUAAUUAUGAUAACAGGAGACAACGAGAAAACAGCAAUCAGUGUAGCAAAGCAAGUAGGGUUAUACAAUGAGAAGUACCUCAGUGGAAGCACCCAGAUUGAAAAGUUCUUGGAUGAAGUAUCUCUGCUCCCAGAAAAAGAGAAGAAAUCAGUUGUAUGGCCUUCAGUGUUGGCCCGUGCCGACCCCGACUCAAAGGAAAAGGCAAUUUCUCUUCUGAAUGCGAUAGGAGAGUAUACGCUCAUGUGCGGUGAUGGAACAAAUGAUGUCGGUGCACUGAAAACAGCACACGCAGGUAUUGCACUCCUAGAGAAAACAAAAGGGAAAGGAAAGGCAGUUGCCCUCCCAGGAAAUAUCGGGCAGUCCAUGUUCAUACUGGACGAAGAGGUUAAAGUAAAACUAGGAGAUGCAAGUAUCGCAGCCCCAUUCACUUCCCGUACAGGAUCUCUCCAGUCAGUCAUUGAUGUAAUCUCUAGGGGCCGCUCUGCACUGGUAAGCACUGUACAGAUGUACAAAGUCCUUGCUUUAAACUGUCUUCUAUCUGCGUACACUCUCAGUGUAUUCGAUACAAUGGGAAUAAAGUAUGGCGAUUUCCAGAUGACUGCAGCAGGAAUACUCUCUGCAGUAUCUUUCACAUUCUUUGGUAAGGCACAGCCCCUGCCAAGAAUCAGCAAGGAGAAGCCCGUUGCUAAAAUAUUCAGCAAGUACAUCGUAAUAUCAGUUAUACUGCAGACACUUGUACAUAUUCUAUCGUUCUAUUACAUAUACCUUGGUGUGAUAGAGUAUGGAUCUAUUGUUAUGCAGGAGAAGUUCACUCCAACACUUGCUAAUACUGCCAUGUUCCUUCUGGGCUCUGCCCUGCAAGUGACUACUUUAGUGGUAAAUUAUGUUGGUAGGCCAUUUAGGGAGAGUCUUACAGAAAACAAAAAGCUUUUGAAUUCUUUACUUCUCUCCCUGGGGAUGGUUGUUCUGUGCACGUUAGAAGCCAUCCCAGAGAUAAACAAAGAAAUGCAGUUUGUAGAAAUACCAGCAAAAAUGAAAAUGAAACUGCUUGCCACAAUCGGUGCAAACUUUAUUCUGUGCCAGGGCAUAGAGAAGGUUUCAUUUGAGCUGUUCAUGCGCCGGCCUGCAUCUGAGCAGAUUUAUGAUAAAAAUAAGUAGGACUUAUUACACAUUGUAUUUAUUUUAUACGCGGAUGUUCAGGAUUAACUGGGCAGUGUGUAAUUAAUUUUAUACAAUAAUAAGAUAAAUAAAUCAUUAAGCCCGAA
Molecule: messenger RNA, 3206 nt
Organism: Nematocida parisii ERTm1
Lineage: Eukaryota; Fungi; Microsporidia
Product: cation-transporting ATPase
Exons: 1
Coding region: 1-3099 (1032 amino acids)
Biological process (GO): intracellular calcium ion homeostasis
Cellular component (GO): endoplasmic reticulum membrane
Molecular function (GO): ATP hydrolysis activity; P-type ion transporter activity; ATP binding
Source: RefSeq, a predicted model, not a curated record